AUUCUACUAAAGUGGCUCCGAUCUGGGUUUUCCGAGUCGCGCCCUGCUACGACUCGAGGCCAGAAGACGGGAGCGAGUGUUUGCAAGGUCGUCAUUUGACGUGUCGCGUCUGCGAUGGGACAGGAGCGUGCCGACGUGGAGUGGAAGUUUGCGCGGAGCAAGCUGUGGAUCAGCUACUUCGAGGAGGGCGGCACGGUGCCUCCGCCGUUCAACGUGGUGCCCUCGCCCAAGUCGCUGCUGUACACGUGGCGCUGGCUGCAGCGGCGCCUGUGCGGCCACGCGCGCGCCAAGCGGGAGCACAUGCGCACCAUCCGGAGGAAGGCGAAGCAGGCCAACGAGCGGGAUUUCCGAUACCAGGCCAUCAUGCGCAACCUGGUCCGGCGCUACGUGACCGUGCAGCAGAGGCGCGCCGAAAGCGGCGGCGUGACCGAGGACGACGUCAACGAGAUCAAGCAGGACGUCAGCGCGUUCCGCUGCGAGCUCGUCGAGAUCCUGCGCAACUCCGGCAUGAACACCUCCACCGCCAACGCCGGCGCGCCCGGCGGCGGCGGCGGCAAGAAGAACCGGCAGAAGGAGCGCCGGCUGAUGAAGGGCUUCAACAUCGUGCCGGGGGGCACGCUGGCGCCGGUGGACGAGUUCCUGGCGUCGCUGCACCACGAGCACGGCGGCGCGCACGGCGCCUCGCACCACCCGCUGUCGGCGCUGCUGGGCGCGGCGGGCGGGCGCCUGCGCAACAGCCAGUCCAGCCUGUCGGACGCGGCGCCCGCGCAGCGCCGCGGCAAGCCGCACAAGCGCCGCUGGGGCACCAUCAUCGACGCGGCGCGCGCGGCGCGGGUGUCGCGCCUCAUCGGCCGCUCGCGCUCCGAGGACUCCGUGUGCGACCACGCGCGCCAGUCGCCCAGCGGCAGCGAGCGCUCGGACUCGGGCAGCGACUCGCAGCGCAGCCCGGAGCGGCCCGGCCCGCUGCACCCGCUGAGCGCGCUGGCGGCGCUCAAGCGCAAGCGCAAGAAGUUCUCGGACUCGCGGCGCGCCGCCGACGCGGGCCCCGAGGCGCUGCAGCGCGCCAGCUCCGUGCCCGCGCGCCCGCCGCCGCCCCCCGCGCCGCCGCCGCCCGCCGUUUCGCCGGGAGUUAGAGAUGUAGAUAGUGACUGUCGCGAUGGAGGAGGCGUAUCGUCUACUCCGAUAUCGGUCGGUUAA
This is a messenger RNA of Hyposmocoma kahamanoa, 1197 nucleotides long. RefSeq names its product transient receptor potential-gamma protein-like. The record is from RefSeq and is a predicted model, not a curated record. Bases 115 to 1197 code for a protein of 360 amino acids. Gene Ontology annotation, cellular component: cation channel complex; membrane. Gene Ontology annotation, molecular function: store-operated calcium channel activity; inositol 1,4,5 trisphosphate binding. Lineage: Eukaryota; Metazoa; Arthropoda; Insecta; Lepidoptera; Cosmopterigidae. The transcript has 6 exons. Gene Ontology annotation, biological process: calcium ion transmembrane transport; regulation of cytosolic calcium ion concentration; manganese ion transport.